This is a messenger RNA of Mytilus trossulus (common blue mussel), 6692 nucleotides long. RefSeq names its product EH domain-containing protein 1-like. NCBI's taxonomy places the organism in Eukaryota, Metazoa, Mollusca, Bivalvia, Mytilida, Mytilidae. Gene Ontology annotation, cellular component: plasma membrane; cytoplasm. Gene Ontology annotation, molecular function: calcium ion binding; protein binding; GTP binding. Gene Ontology annotation, biological process: endosomal transport; endocytosis. The coding region runs from base 107 to 1705 and encodes 532 amino acids. The record is from RefSeq and is a predicted model, not a curated record. The transcript has 2 exons.
AAUAUGAAUUGAGCAAGCGCACAUAAUAUACGAUCACUUCCGCAAUAUAUGUCACGUCUGAAAGAAUAAACCGACUUUAGAAGUGAAAGUUAUUUAGAAUUUCAAGAUGAAGUGGCUUGACGGGAAUAGCAAGCGGAAGGAACCUGAGGUAUUCGAUACUGUUGCCGAUGGCCUUAAAGCUAUAUACAGAACAAAACUGUUACCUUUAGAGGAACAUUAUAAGUUUCAUGACUUCCACUCCCCCCAACUUGAUGAUCCAGAUUUUGACGCUAAACCAAUGAUACUCCUCAUCGGCCAAUAUUCUACCGGUAAGACAACCUUUAUAAGAUUCCUUCUAGAGCAAGAUUUUCCGGGAAUACGAAUAGGUCCAGAGCCGACAACAGAUCGGUUCAUAGCUGUUAUGAGUGGAGAUCAAGAUGGAAUUGUUCCUGGUAACGCCCUUGUUGUUGAUAGUAAAAAGCAAUUUAAACCACUCACAAAAUUUGGAAAUGCAUUUCUGAAUAGAUUUCAGUGUUCAACAUUAAAAAAUCCAGUUGUUGAUAGUUUAACAAUUAUAGAUACACCAGGUAUUUUGUCAGGAGAAAAACAGAGACUUGACCGUGGAUAUGAUUUCGCUGGUGUGUUGGAAUGGUUUGCAGAAAGAGUGGAUAGAAUAUUGCUUCUUUUUGAUGCACACAAACUGGACAUUUCAGACGAAUUCAAACGAGCAAUUGAUGCAGUUAAGGGUUAUGAUGAUAAAAUCAGAAUAAUUUUGAACAAAGCAGACAUGGUGGACCCUCAACAAUUGAUGAGAGUGUAUGGUGCAUUAAUGUGGUCCCUUGGAAAAGUUUUGAACACCCCUGAAGUUGCAAGAGUAUAUAUAGGUUCUUUCUGGGACAAUCCUUUACACUUUGAUGAGAAUAGGAAAUUAUUUGAACUUGAAGAACAAGACCUGUUUAAUGAUUUAAAAAGCCUACCAAAAAAUGCAGCUUUACGGAAACUAAAUGACCUCAUCAAAAGGGCAAGGUUGGCAAAGGUACAUGCCUACAUAAUCAGUCAUUUAAAGAAAGAGAUGCCCUCAAUGUUUGGCAAGGAUGCAAAGAAGAAAGAAUUAAUAAAAGGAUUAAAAGAAAUAUAUGAAGUCCUACAGAGAGAACACCAGAUAUCACCAGGAGAUUUCCCAGAUAUAGAAAAAAUGAGAGAAGUACUCCAGCAUCAAGACUUCACAAAAUUCCAUGCAUUGAAACCAAAGUUAAUUGAAACUGUUGAUGCCAUGCUUUCUUCAGAUAUAGCCAGGCUUAUGACAAUGAUCCCACAUGAGCAAGAAAGUAGUGUAGGGGAACCAAAUGUUAAAGGCGGGGCUUUUGAUACAAUGAAUGAGAGUAUGUUUGGUUACGGAAGGGGAGAAGGCAUUGAUGAAGGUCGUGGUGAGCAUGAAUGGAUCGUUGGUCAAGAGAAAUACAAAUAUGAUGAAUCAUUUGAUAAACUUAAUCCAAUCAAUGGAAAAAUUACUGGUGCUGCAGCAAAGUCAGAAAUGGUCAGAUCCAAGCUGCCAAACUCUAUGUUAGGGAAAGUGUGGAAACUAUCAGACAUAGAUAAAGAUGGUAUGCUUGAUGCUGAUGAAUGGGCAUUAGCCAAUCACCUGAUCAAGAUUAAACUAGAUGGACAUGAAUUACCAAAUACCUUACCAGAUCAUUUGAUCCCUCCAUCCAAGAAAGAUUUGUAAAGAAUUUAAGUGGUUUUAUCAGUGAAAGGGCAUAGUCUCUUACCAGUCAAAAACUGUUAUAUUGUUAUACACACUUUUAGAUUGUUACUUCUUGGUGUACACCUCUUACAAAUUCUAUGGUAUUAAACAUUUAAUCACACUGUAUUAUAGUAGAUGAUCUGAUAUCUACAUUCAAGAAACAUCUUUUGUUUGAUCUGAUUUUAAGUCUUGUUACUGUUAAAAGAAAAACUGAUACAGUAAAAUUUCAUUUCAUCAACCAUUUUUUAGCCCACUUGGCCUUCAGAGUUUAUUAGAGCUUUUGUCAUCAUUUGACCUUGUAGGAUGAAGCUUAAGGUCAUGACAAAUUUUUAAGAGCCUUCUCUUCUGAAACCAUGGGACCAAUUGUGACCUUAUUUGACCUCCCAUCAUCCUUACAAGAGAAGUGUAAUAGUUGUGCCCAGUGGCCCCAUGGCUGGUAAAUGAAUAUCAAAUAUGAUGAUAUAAAUGAUAAAAAGAUCUUAUUUAGAAAUUUUUUGCUCGGUACAAUAUGUCUUGAUUUUAUAUCAAGCUGAGUGAGGUUUGAAUUAAAAAUGCUCAACUGAUGCCAAUUUUAGCAUAUUUCUAUUACAAGGUUUUCAAUAAACAGAAAGUGCAGGUGAAAUAUGGUAUUUAUAUUUCAGUUUGUCCAAUGAUUUAAUUUUUUAAAGAAAAUUUGUAAAUUGACAAACAAGUUAUAUUGAUAAAGCUUAAGGUAUACAAUGUAUCAUGGUGGAUUACUUUUAGGACCAAAUUAUAGGGUCAGCUGUUAAUGUAAUUAAAUAGUCAUUUAAUAAAUGUGUACAUGUAUACAAAGCAAGGGUUUACUGCAGGCAAUAUAUUUAGUUUGGUUGGAAAAUCACCAUGUAAUAUUAUUGAUUAUUUUCAAAGGCAAUUGUAUAGUCAGAAUCAUUAAAAUAAGCAGAUGAAUUUUGAAAACUACCGUAAUCUUAAAAAUUUCAUUUGUAAAUAUGACUGAAUUUUUCCAUACAAUUUGUAGUUGUUUCAUUUAUUGUAAAGCCAUCAUCUAUUGAUUUUCUUUUUUUUCUCAUGAUAAUCCAUCUUUUGUGUCAAAGAGAGGCUUUAUGUGAUUAUUGCUGCAGUAAACCACUGGACAAAGAAACUAAUAGGUUAGAUAAGUGCCUGAUUUCAUAUAGAUUUAGCUUGUAUUUUAACAUUAUAUUCUUUAGGUAAAUAUUUUUGGUAAUAAAUUUGUUUAUACAUUGUAAAUUUUCAUUUUAUUUUAUGAAUUCACUAAUAUAAUUUAUAUAUACGUGUGUUAACCACAAUCUAUGCAUGCUGUGUAUAUGUAACUAUCUUUUUUUAUUGUCUUAGAAUGUUUACCAUUACUGGAAGUCUAUUGUAGAUAUUAGUGUAAGGACUUAUUUAGAAGGGUAUUUUGUGGCACUUGUAGUGUUCCAUAGAAAACGCUUGAAAAAUUGUCAAGUAUAAGGUUUGCUUAUAAAAGCUCAUUAUUAAGCCUUACCUCAUUGACUAUAAAUUUAGAACCAAAUAUUUCUAUCCCCAUAUGUAUAGUCAUUAGUUGUUGGCUGAUUUGAGGGUAAUAAAAGGACUACCGGUAAUUGCCCACAGAAAAACAAUAUAGUUUGUAUCAAUAGAUAUACACCAACAGGGUUUAAAAAAAUAAAAAGGUGAGGAGAAUUGAAACAAUUUGUGCAAUAAGUUUCUUCCCUAUGUGUACAUCAGGCACAUUAAACAGACUGAUAGACUUUUUUUAUCUGAAAAAUUAAUAAUUUCAUUUAGACUUGCUUGAUUUAUCACUACAAUCUAGUCAUCUAGUAUAGAUCUUUUAUCAGACUUAUUUGUAUCAUACAUUUCAAUUUGUUUAGUAAAAAAAACCAAAAAAAACCUGUCACCCCUCUAAAAUUCCAGCCAAAAGAAAUAAGCUAAAACUUAAAUUACAUUAUAUCAAAUAUGUACUUCUCUUUUAAGGCAUAAACAUUCUGAAAAGUAAACUACUAGCACACAGGAAAUGUAUGAAAUAAUUGUAUCACAUAUAUAUUUCUGAAUUAAACUGCUGUUCCUUUGCUUCAGGAUUUGAGUGAGUUAAGGGAUUGCAAACACCACAUCAUUCUUCAACAAUAAACCCUCCCUAACUGUCAUUGUAUCUUCACAGGUUGAACACCACAUCAUUCUUCAACAAUAAACCCUCCCUAACUGUCAUUGUAUCUUCACAGGUUGGUGAUAGGAUACACUUGCAAGAUUUAAUAAUUUACUCAUAUGUAAUGCCAAAAUGUAAAAUAUCACAUUAAAUGAGGGGUGUAGUGAGAGAAAUGUUUUAAAAAGAACUAGAAAGGAAUGUCUGAUGUUUAAUGUAAUAUAAGUAGUUACUUAUAUCUACUAUAAUUACCCAGAUGUUAGUUUAUUUACAAUAUGAUAAGCAUGAUUUAUAAUUGAUUUACAUUUUUUAGAUAGUUAUUAGUAGUAAUUAGGCAUAUUUACUUUAUCUUUUAUCAGUUAUAUUUAUUUAUAUUGUAAACAUGUCUUAUAGUGAAUGUUUCUGACUUUAUCUUAAUACAGAAAUGAUCAAGGAUAAAAAUGUAAAUGUGCAUAAUUUUAAAGUUUAUUUAUCCAACAAAAUUUCUGCACUCUAAAAACUGGAGAUGGCCUUUUUAGGCGUGACCUUGUUUUGGUUUUGUAAGAUACUACAGUUGCGUAAGCGUAGUUUUGUUCUAGUUUAACUUAAGAUUUAUGUUGAAUAAAAUAAUAAGGAGAUGUACAUGUAAUUGCUGUCAGAACUUUUGCUGAGUUAACAUGUUAAAGUUUAUAAUUAGGUCAGAUUUAGGGGAAUUACUUAUUAUUUGGUUUAUAGAUGUAUAAGCAAUAGCAUGUCUCGUUCUAUGGAGAUUAUUUGGCCAAACACCACCCUCAAUCAUGGUUUGUUAACCCUUGACAACUUUUGCAUAGUUUACUAUUUAGUUUAUAUCUAUGUUGGUUGAAGAUGAACCACUUAUGAGGUAAACAGUUGUACUAGCCUUGGCAGUUUUCAUGUGGACAUUACUAAGAGAUUAUUUGACACCUAAACCUUAACUUUGAAUGCCCCUCUUCAGAUAAAAGUGUUUGGUCAUGAUUGAUAUAUGCAUACAAUACAUAUAGUGUUUUCAAAAGGAUCUGAAUUAAGAGUUAAUUUACAAAAAUAAAAACCAUUUCAAAAGUGUAAAAUUUAUCUGAAUGAUUUUUUUUCUAAAUCUACAAAUUAUUUUAUUGUUAGAUCGAUGUCUCUGUGCUGUGAAACAUAAAAAUGUGAUUUACUACUUUAAAUUGUCUCUUAUAUACAUAACAUUUCACCAUUGAAAUAUUUACAUAAUAUUAUACCACAUUUUAUUGCUGUAAAAUGUAUUUCCUGUGCAAGUCAAUAUGUUGACUACUUUGGACUUUUACCAAAAUUUAUUAUCAAAGAUGUAUCACUGUUUUAUAACUAUACAUUGCUUUUUUCUUGUUUUGCUUGAAAAUGUUGAUUGAUUAAAUGUAAUUAUUUAAAAUUGAUGGGUGUUCCAGGAAAUAAUAAAAAUAGGUCUAGUAGUAAUUAACUGAAUGCAAUGAAAGUUGCCGGACAUUUUUGCUGUUUUUAGUGGUAUAUAUAUAUGUGUAAUCAUUGAAUAUCUGUAGGAAAAAAUGAUUUCUGACAAUAACUUAACAGUUAACCGAUUCUUUAGAAUUUGUAAACAAAGAAACACUUGCAUCAAACAAAGAUCUUAUAUUGAUUUUAGGAAUUGUGACCCCACCCAGUUCUUUCAAAAAUCUUUGAGAGUGGCCAAAGGCAGUGGUUUAUUUUGGUUAAUGGUACAGCAUGCCUUAUUUUCACUUAAUUUGAAUUAUUUGGGUUUUUUUUUAUUAUUGAAAACAAUCCCUUUCUGAAAAGCAAUAUUUUUUCUUGUGCCCUGAGAUAUUGCAAAUAUAUACAGUCAACUAUACUUUAUUGCAUACUUUUGUUAUUUGCAGGAAAUUAUUUUCUAUUCAUCAAAAAAAUCAAAAGUCUGGAUGCAUAGCCUAACCUUUUUCUUCAAAUACUCAACUUUGCUUAUUGUUGAAGAUAACCUAUAGUUCAUAACAUCAUUUUAUAUUUGGUAGACGGUCGUCACAUUUGCAAAAAUACCACAUCCCGUUAUUUGAUAUAUGCAAUUUAGUUUAUUGCUUAGAAUAAUGACAUCUAUAUACAAUUUUGUACGUUAGAUUGAUGUUUUAUCUGGACCAUUGUUGUAUCAUUCUGCAGUCAACCUUGUCUUUAUUGUUACCUUGAACAUCUAAUUGUAAUAUAAUACUCAAUUGCUUUAAUGAUCAAAUCCAUGAAUAUGAAAUGUCUUUGAUUUUAUGAAGAUGAAUUGUAACUGUAAUAGAACUUUUCAUUAUUUAUGAUUUAUUUGCUAGAUUUGAUUGCAUUUGUAUUUGUAAAAUUUGGUUUUUGUCUUAUCUGAAUGAAUGUGAUGAAGAUAUAUUUUAGGCUUUACUUUUUGGCAAGGAUGUUGUCAACAUCUAAUAUUUCAAAAUUACUUUAUUUAUAACUUAUCUGCAAGGAUAAAGUGAGAUAACUAGAUCGUCUGUCUUUUAUUUUAUUUUACAGUUUUGCCUUAUUAUUUGAAUGCAUUUUAAAAAGUUAAAUCAAGUGAAGAGGUAACAUUUGAGCAACCCAAAAAAAAGUUUGUGUAAUUCCAGUUAAUUCUAAAAGUUUACACAGGAAUAUUUGACAUAAUUUUGUUUAUUAUAUUAUUGAAAAUAUAUCAACUUUAAGUCUGGAGAGGUAAUAUAAGUUACACAUCCAUUGAAGUAAAAUACAGGGUUCAAAUUCAAAGUAUUAGUAGAGAUAAUAUAAGUUACACAUCCAUUAAAGUAAAAUACAAGGUUCAAAUUCAAAGUAUUAGUAGAGAUAUUUUAUUUUUAUCAGUAUCCAUUUGUGUUCAAUAAAAUGCAGAAAAUAGACUCAAAAGAGAAAAUAUGAUAAACUACUUACAGA